Molecule: messenger RNA, 1838 nt
Organism: Talaromyces proteolyticus
Lineage: Eukaryota; Fungi; Ascomycota; Eurotiomycetes; Eurotiales; Trichocomaceae
Product: putative plasma membrane protein Pth11-like protein
Exons: 5
Coding region: 309-1406 (365 amino acids)
Source: RefSeq, a predicted model, not a curated record
CAGCAACAAGAAGUCGGAUAAUCUACGUGCCAACAAUGUGAUGCAACGUUCUACUUGACCAGCACGAUGCGAUUGUCAAGGGUAUGCUUGAGUGCCCAAUUAAAUAAAAUUAAUAAUCCAAGACAGCCAGGGGAUCAGCUUUUCCUUAAGAAUGUAAAUUCACAACACUUCUUUUUCUAGGAGGCGGAAACCCUUCCCUCCGUUCAUGAUUAAUGUUAUUAUUUAUCAAGAUCUCCAUCUCACCAUCUAGAUAGAGAUAUGCCUCACGUGUGCUGAUAUAAGCGAACCGACCUAGAGAAGAUACUGGGAUGCCGCUUCUAAGCCACUAUGGCGAUAUACCCGAUAUUUCUGACAAACUGGUAUAUCCGUCAAUAGUCUUUGCUGUUGUGACACCACUUGUCGUUUUGGCCAGAUUCGUGUCGCGGAAAUGGUUCUCAGGGAUUUUGGGACUUGAUGACUGGGUAAUCAUCGUCUCCUCGAUGAUUGCCGAGGUGGUCUCAAUUCAGAUGCUUCUUAUUUGCGAGGGCGCGUUUGGAAAGCACAUCGACCAGAUAGAAGAUAAACAAAUAAUUGCCAAGACCCUCAAGGUCUACUUUGUUGCACAGCUCCUAUACAAGGUCAACCUCGGUUUGACAAAAACCAGCAUUCUUUUUCUAUACCUCAGAAUUUUCGUGACGCGGUGGUUCCAAAGAACGUGUCAAAUAUGCCUCGCCAUUGUCAUCGCCUUCACCAUUGGAACGGUCAUGUCAAGUAUCUUCCAGUGUACGCCCGUUGCGCGUGCUUUUGACCAUAGCAAGGAGGGAACUUGUAUCAACAUGACUACAUUUUGGUAUUUGAAUGCCGGGUUCAAUAUCCUCAGCGACCUAGUCUUGAUUUUUCUGCCUAUACCUGUCAUCGUCAAACUUCAGCUCCCGACGCAACAGAAGAUAUUGUUGUGUGGGAUUUUUGCAGUUGGCAUAUUUGUCUGCAUAACCUCGAUCCUACGCCUCAGCAGCCUGAAUAUUGCCACUUCACACCACGAUAUAACAUGGAAUAGCAUCUCAUCAUCAAUUUGGACAAUAAUCGAAUCGAACCUCGGAAUUAUAUGUGCAUGCUUGCCCGCUCUGCAGCCUAUUAUAUCGGGGAUUUUCCCUUGCAUUCGGAUGGCAACUUAUAAUAGGUCGUACCGAUCGUAUAAUUACGGAACCAACAGAUACAACUCUAGGCAAGGGUAUAAUUUGCACGGCUCACGUAUCGAGAACGAUAGAUGGAACGAGUUGCAGGAACCGGAAAGGCCGACCAGCCAAAUCAUGAGCAGCUGUCGACUGGUAGAUGACGAUGUUGUUGCUGAGGGACAUAAUAAUAACAUUGUCAAGACUACCCAGUUGCAGAUUCGGGUUGAAAGAAAGGAUUUUCACACGUUAUGAGUUUGGUCGGGUUAAGUUGGAAUAAAAGCUUAUUUUAAUAUUGUCAUAAUGAUAUCCAGGAGGUGUUGUGUGAGGCAUUUCAAUUUACACGUUUUUGACCCAGCUGUACCUACCGCGGUAUGUGCAUCGAUGGCCUAUCUGAUAAGGCUCGUAGCGCCAUCACGAAGAGUCAAAUUUGCAGCAUUUCCCAUUUCCUUAAUUAUAUCGUUCGUAAUAUCCUUCCAAGACUGAUCCCGAUCAAGUUCAUCUUUUUCACGCGGAUCCAAAUCAAUAAUAUCAAAGGCAUGAGCAGCCCAAGGAUGAUGUAAAAUUAAGCCUUUACGAUAUCCGAAUGGAGGAAAACGUGUCCAGAUUAUCUUGAGUAACAGAAUGUCGUCGAUGCUGAUACGUAGGGCUUCCUCGUCCACAUACGCAGAGCUAUUUUUAAGGCUA